ACAAGUCUGAUGUUGAUUUUCUGAACAAGCCUAUUCAACACUUUGAGGAGAUGAACACAAUAUUUGGAAGUACCAUGGCUACAGGCAAGUUUGCAAAGGACUCAAGUGCACCUCUAGGUACAGAGGAUGGCGGUGCAGAGGAUUGUGAGGCCGAGGAAACAGGAAAGAGUGAUGGGGAUGCCAUUGCCAAUGAAGGCAACAAUGGGGCAACAUCAUUUGCAAGCAAGACCAGCAAGAUUGGCAAGACCAACAACAGCAAGAAGAGCAACAAGAGGUCGAGGCCUGAUGUUGAUCCUUUGGUUGCUGCAAUUAAUAAAGGAAGUAACAAGAUAGCCAAGGCGAUAAAGGAAGUGGGCAAAUCAGACAAUGAUGUGCCCUCAGAUUUGUUUGACAACUUGAUGGCUUUCAAUGGUAGUUUCAAUGAGACUCACUUAUCCUUCUAUUAUACCCAUUUGGUCUCCCAACCUUACAUAGCUAGAGCUUUCAACCGCCUGGCUUUUGACCAUAAAUUAAACUGGGUUGCAAAGUAUAUUGCCAAAAACUACUCUGGGCAGUAA
This is a messenger RNA of Panicum virgatum (switchgrass), 557 nucleotides long. RefSeq lists its product as uncharacterized. The coding region runs from base 51 to 557 and encodes 168 amino acids. NCBI's taxonomy places the organism in Eukaryota, Viridiplantae, Streptophyta, Magnoliopsida, Poales, Poaceae. The transcript has a single exon. The record is from RefSeq and is a predicted model, not a curated record.